CUCCCUCCACCAAGCCCCCGACUCCCCGAGGCCCCGACCUGCGCACCCACGGGAUCCCUACCUAUCCGGCCGUCACCCCUCCCCCUGCCCCUCCCGAGUUGGAUUGUUCGCGGAAUUGGCGGAGGGGCAGCCGGAUAUGUCGUCGUCGGUUGGGGGCGGCAGCGCGGGCGGCGGCGGAGUGGACAUGGUCAGCCUGCUGGAGAAGGCCAAGGAUUUGGACCAGCUAAAGAAGGAACAGGACGAAAUCGUUGCCGAUAUCAACAAGAUUCACAAGAAGCUCCUCGCAUGUAAGCUACUCUGAAGCUGCUGUUGACCGCCGCCUCGGCCCCAGAGAUGGUUGAUAAACCAGUUGACACCAUUUUGCUCAAGCUUCGUGGUUUAUAUGCACGUGCAAAGGAGCUCUCUGAGAAUGAAAUCAGUGCCUCAAAUGCUUUGAUUGGAUUAUUAGAUGGUUUGUUGCAAUCUGGAGCUUCAACUGCACAAAAGAAAAAGAUAGUUGCUUUCUACAUUUCAGAAGUUGGUGAGCAGAAAAAGAAGAGGAUCAAGUCUGAUACAGAUUCUGCACGAUUUUCUGCUGCAUCUAUGAGGAAUCAACUUGACCAAGCUGCAAGCCUUAAAGGAGAGCAGGUUGCUGCUAGGGUAAAAUCAGAUGACGAAAAAGAUGAGUGGUUUGUCGUGAAGGUCAUACAUUUCGAUAAGGAAACAAAAGAGUAUGAAGUACUUGAUGAAGAACCAGGUGAUGACGAAGAGAGCACUCAAAAGAAGUACAAGUUGCCUAUGUCUUACAUUAUUCCAUUUCCGAAGAAAGGGGAUCCUUCGAGUGCCCCGGAUUUUGGGCAGGGUCGACAAGUUUUAGCUGUUUAUCCUGGCACAACAGCAUUAUACAGAGCUACCGUAGCUUCUCAUCGUAAGAGGAAGUCUGAUGAUUAUAUUCUGGAGUUCGAUGACGAUGAGGAGGACGGUGCUCUGCCGCAGAGAGCCGUGCCGUUCUACAGGGUGGUUGCCCUGCCGGAGGGCCACAGGCAGUAGUGACAUUUGACGCAGUUCUGCAUUCCUAGUGUAACAUAUAGCGCAAGGUAGGGUGUCUUCAGUGUGACAAUGUGGUGGUCAUAUCUACGCGAAACGAGAGAGAAAACAAGGACGUGCAUGUAGCACUUACAUGUGGGGUCCUUGUAUAAAAGACGAUGACGUUUUUUUUUCAAUCUGCUAGAGCACGUCUAUGUAAUUGCAAUCCAGUUUUAAUCUCUUAUAUUAUACUUUAGAGAGAAAGGGCAUACUGUAAGGGUCUAUUUGGCAACAAUAUUUCUCAAAAUUAUAGUUUUAUAAUACUAAAAAUAUCGUAGUUUUUGUCA
Zea mays is the source of this 1352-nucleotide messenger RNA. RefSeq lists its product as uncharacterized. The transcript is spliced from 9 exons. The coding region runs from base 334 to 1029 and encodes 231 amino acids. The record is from RefSeq and is a predicted model, not a curated record. Lineage: Eukaryota; Viridiplantae; Streptophyta; Magnoliopsida; Poales; Poaceae. Gene Ontology annotation, cellular component: SAGA complex.